Messenger RNA from Tachysurus vachellii, 3940 nucleotides. RefSeq names its product mitogen-activated protein kinase 3 (gene mapk3). Gene Ontology annotation, cellular component: cytoplasm; nucleus. The coding region runs from base 273 to 1451 and encodes 392 amino acids. The transcript is spliced from 9 exons. Gene Ontology annotation, molecular function: MAP kinase activity; ATP binding. The record is from RefSeq and is a predicted model, not a curated record. NCBI's taxonomy places the organism in Eukaryota, Metazoa, Chordata, Actinopteri, Siluriformes, Bagridae. Gene Ontology annotation, biological process: intracellular signal transduction; protein phosphorylation.
GUUUUCAAGCUUGCGCGCACGCGCUACCCGAUGUAGUACGGGAGGAAAAAUCCGCUUUCACUUAGGCCACACACGCGCACACACAUUUACGCACUUCUGUAGACUUCAUCGAAGCAAGCAGGGCGCUUUAACGACUCCUGUUUGACUGUCAGUUCAAGUGCGACGUUGUGAUCGUUCACGGAAAUAAACGACGUUGUCGAUAAACUGAAAUCAGUUGAAGGCCCCCAACAGGACUGAGCGCCGGAACCGAGCGGGACUUGUGGAGCGGAACGAUGGAGGCUUCGGGCAACAGUGCAACGGUGGCAGGAGCCGCGGACUCGAACAGUAGCGCCGCCAAUGCUGGAGGAACAGCCGCGCCCGGUGGAGCCACUGGAGCCGCGGGACCCAAACCUGGCCUGGAGUCGGUGAAAGGACAAAAUUUUGACGUGGGCCCACGUUACACCGACCUCCACUACAUCGGGGAGGGUGCCUACGGGAUGGUCUGCUCUGCUUUAGACAAUGUGAACAAGUGCAGAGUGGCCAUUAAGAAGAUCAGCCCGUUCGAGCACCAGACGUAUUGCCAGCGCACGCUGAGGGAGAUCAAGAUCCUGCUGCGCUUCCGCCACGAGAACAUCAUCGGCAUCAACGACAUCCUGAGAGCGCGCCGCAUUGACUACAUGCGUGAUGUCUACAUUGUGCAGGACCUGAUGGAGACAGACAUGUACAAGUUGCUGAAGACCCAGCAGCUCAGCAACGAUCACAUCUGCUACUUUCUGUACCAGAUCCUGCGUGGGCUGAAGUACAUUCACUCUGCAAAUGUUCUCCACAGAGACCUGAAGCCCUCCAACCUGCUCAUCAACACCACCUGUGACCUCAAGAUCUGUGACUUUGGGUUGGCACGGAUAGCUGACCCAGAGCAUGACCACACUGGGUUCCUCACAGAGUACGUGGCCACUCGCUGGUACCGUGCUCCAGAGAUCAUGCUCAAUUCCAAGGGCUACACAAAGUCCAUUGAUAUCUGGUCAGUAGGUUGCAUCCUGGCCGAGAUGUUGUCCAAUCGGCCCAUUUUCCCAGGAAAGCACUAUCUGGACCAACUCAAUCACAUACUUGGUAUCCUGGGCUCUCCUUCUCAGGAAGAUCUAAACUGUAUAAUCAACAUGAAAGCCAGGAGCUACUUGCAGUCUCUCCCACCAAAGCCCAAAGUUCCAUGGAGCAAGCUCUUUCCCAAGGCGGAUAGCAAAGCUCUGGAUUUGUUGGACCGUAUGUUGACUUUUAACCCCAUCAAGCGUAUAACUGUGGAAGAAGCACUGGCACACCCUUACCUGGAGCAGUACUAUGACCCCACUGAUGAGCCGGUGACUGAGGAGCCCUUCACCUUUAACAUGGAGCUAGAUGACCUUCCUAAAGAGAAGCUGAAGGAGCUCAUCUUUGAGGAGACGGCACGGUUCCAGGCCAACUACCAAGGCUCCUGAGGGAAACGAGUACCCAAGGAGAGGUAUCAAGCCACGCUUAGGCUAAGAACAAGAUAACUCCAAACAAGCUACAAAAGUUGUACACACGUUAUCCAAAAAAAAAAAAAAAAAAAACUAAAAAAAGGAGAAAAAAAAUUGUACAUGGAAAACUUGAGCAUUUCUUUUCUUUCUCUUUCGCCUGGAGGCUGUGUUUGGGUUUCUAACCUGCUAUGUAAACGCCAUUGAACGGGGGGCAGCUAUAUCCACCGUGUCACUCCAUGCUGCACACAGCCCACUAUACCUUCACCCUUCCUGCUUUUCUUUUCUCACACUUCUGCUCUUUCUCGCACUCUCUCCCCCUCUCAUCUCGCCACAUUCGGCCUGUUAACGUUUUGGUGUUUAUGCCGUUCAAACAGAGAAAGCGUAGAGAGGGAGAGGAAGAGCGAGCAUAUCGUUACUGUGGGCUCCGCCUGGGUGUAUACGUGUAUGCAUAUGUAAUUUGGACUUUUUUUUUAAAUUUUUUUUUUGCAUUCUCUCUGAGUAUUAUAUGUCUGAGAUCUGUUUGUACACUGUAAUUUGAACGUUAUGAUCCUUUGCAAAAUGUGUUUUGUAUGUGGAGAGUUUAUAUUUGAGUAUUUGUUAGAAUUUAAUUUUUUUCUUUCUUUUUAAAUCAAAACACACGAGAAGCCUGGUUAGUUUUCCUUGCUCUAGAUAGUCAGUCAUUGCUGGCAAUUACAAAAAAAAAAGGAAAAUACACAGGAUGAAGAUGUAUAGAACGGAAUCUUGUGUUAUUUUACUGUACCAUAUCUGCUUCCAUUGGUGUUUCCCUCCCCAUCAGUGCUCUUGGAAAAUGAAGCCAUCAGUAUCAUCCAACUCUAUCAUCCCAGCAUACUUUUUUUCCUCUUUUUCUGUUUAACUUUUUGCAGCAGCAAGAAUGAACCAAUUAAGAGAAAACACUCUAUACAUUGAAUGUUCAUUUCCUCGACGUUCCUCAGUGUGUAGAUUUUCUGCAAGUUAUUUUCUUAGUGUUGGUCGUCAAUCCCUUCCUUUUUUUUCUUCCUCCAGCUAAACAUAUUUUAUCUCCGAUUUUAACCGCUGAUCCCUUAUCAUUUUUCUCCAGCACCUGCAGCAUUCGUUCACAUUCGUUCUCCUCACGUUGCCAGUUGAGGAGGCAUAGCCAAGCCGAUCGCUUUCGGAGCCAUAGCACACACUCCUUCCCCCCUGGUGAUGUCACAAUUUUUUCGAAAAGGGCUUUUUUCCACGGGGCUUGCUGACCUCAACGCCUCUCUUGCCUGUGAUUGGCUGACCUUGUGAUAAUGUAGUCUGUGACUGGCUGAAUUUGCAUGCACCAAAUCACAGGUAGUGUUUCCUAUUUUCCUGCUCGUUUGAAGAAGUGUUAUUGCAUUGUUUUGUUUCCUGCAACUGACUUAAACGCCUGUAACAAACGCAGAUAUACGCUUUUUGUCUGGUCACCAACGAGGAAAGCUAGCUCUUGAGAGAUGGAACAGAGAGAGAUUUUAAACAGCGGGGUACGUUUUACUUUGAAUAAAAGCCGAGCUCCAUUCCUACACAAUGUUAAUGUUUGUAUAUUUUUUGUGUAGGUACAGCGAAAGCACACCCUGCAGUACAUUUCAUACAUCGGCUGAAUGACGUUUUUCAAUCUGUGCACCUGCACUUUGUGUCUCACGACCAAAUGCUUUGUUUUAUUUCUUCUACAUAUCUAAUGUUGUUUUUUUUGUUUUUUUUUUUUUGCUCUGUCCUCUUUUGUCUUCUCUUUAUAGAAACAUUUUUGAUCGAUGGAGAUGUGACAUAACCUCUGUAGUACUCACUCCAUUUGGGUCCCGCUUUUUAUUCCCCCCUCUUGCUUUGUUGGUGCAUUGUGGGACAGAAAGGCACAGAUGGUCGGGCUGCAUCCCCAUGUCUGUGUCUGCAUGUCUGUCUGCUUCAUUAUUUAUUUUCUUUUUCCCCUCUGCGUCCUCUCACUGCAAGUGACUCUGCGCCGCUCACUGAGCCAAGGGGAACAAAUCGUUACCAAGGAAAUACUUAUGCCGCGUUGUUGAUGUAUUGCUUAUUUACAAAAAUGGGACCAUAGGGACUGAACAAUCGCACAACACACGUACAGAUAUCCAUCUCUCACACAAACAGUAUAUUAUUUGAGACCUACAAAUUAAUAGAUUUAAUAAUGUCCUUUUAAUGGCUGUUCUUAUAAUUAUUGAUGUUAUAUUGAUAAAUAUUUUUUAAGAAUGAAAAGGGAUGUAAAACUUUUUUUUUUCCUUUCAUUUCUCUCUUCAUGUGUGAAUUAAUCAGGUGUUGUUGUCACUCUAUCGGAAAACUAUCCCCCUCCCAAUCUUUUAAGGAAUUAUUUUAAAAGAUGAUUUAAAGCUAUGAGUAGAUUGUCAAGAGUUAUGAACCAUGGAUGGUUUUAGUGUAUGUACAUGCUUAUGGGUAUUAUGAAUUAAACAAUUAACAAAGAAACAGACUUAUAUACAUAAAUAAAAUUCCUGAUGUAA